GGCCCGCGGUCAGCGCUGUCCGCCCGGUUAUCCCGAUCAUCCCGAUCAUCCCGGCCAGCCCGGCCCCUCCCGGGGAGCUGCCACACCGCCGCCGCACGUCACCCGGCCGAUCCAGAAGUAAGGUGAACAUGAACAUGAACGAGGUAGUGGAGAGCCUAACAAAGAUCGAGCAGAACUACAAGCUCUUCCAGCAGCAGCAGUUCUCGUUUAUCAGAGCGCUGGAACGCACCCGGGAGGAAGCCCACGACAUGUUCAGGCCUGUGUCAUCCAUCGUGCAGGUGCAGUGCUACAAGGACCACCACUGCUACAAUUCCACGGACAGGCGCAUCCUCAACAUGUUCAUCUCCAUCUGCAACGACCUCCGCAGCCUCUGCCAGAAGAUGGAAACGGUGCAUCCUGGGGACAGCGUCACCAACGGCCUCUUGGAGAAGUGCAAAGUGCUCCUGAACGACAGCAACGACCUCGCUGCCAUUCGAGCCACGUAGGUGCCUGCUCAGCUCAGCUCAGCUCCUGGCAUUGGACUGUCGGUGCUGGGGGACUGGCACUGCUCCUUCCCACCCGCCUUCUCCACCAGCUCUGUCACGGCACCUUCCUGCCUUCAGCCAGGCCACGAGGUGCUGCACAGGUUCCUGCUGCAGCUGUUGGGAAAACACUGCCAGUGUCCAUUCACAGGAAGAGCGCUGGUUUGUUUGUGCAUCCUUUUGCUGGUGCACGGCAGGGCAGGUGAGCGCCCUGAGGUCCGUGCAGUGCUCAGGCAGGUUUCCUGCUCCUUCCUCCUGCUGCUUCUCUGCACAGAGCUCAUUUCUGCAGGGCAAGUGUCUGUAUGUCCUCUCCAAGACUUCCAGGACUCCACGUCCAAUUCUUAUCCCUGCUUUUCUGUUUUUGGGAAUGGCUGGCUGUGCAAUCCUGCUCUUCCACGGGGGUUCUGAGGGUGGCUCCCAGGGUUGCACUGCUGGGACUCCUCUGCCAACUGUUUCCCUCUGUCCCACAGCUACCCCCACAGGGUUGUGAACUACCUGAGCUUGGAAGAGGCGAGGCACCGCUAUGGAGGGGUGGUGAGCCUCCUCCCCAUCGUUAUAGACAACAUGUGGGAGUGGAUAACCUACAGUAAGAGGAACUUCCUGCCUAAUGUGAGUCAUGGACAUGUCUCCAAGCAGCAGACACCCACUUACCAAAUUCCACCUGCCGGGCACUUGGCAGCUCAGGCCUCCCUUAGUAGCAAAAAUACUGUAAAAUCACAGGAAAGAAAAUGCCAGCAGUGCAGGUAUGAAGACCCACGUUUGAAAAAUAAAGCACCCUGGAAGCCACCAGGCAAACACCCCUACUAAAGGAUCAAAGCUCCUGCAUCAUCUGUUCACCACCUUUAACAGCCUGGAUGAUUAAAUACAGUGAAACGAACACUAGAGGUCCAGCCUGAGUGCACUUUCUGAAGAGUUGCCCCACAGCCAGCCUGGGACAGAUGCAUUUGCUCUCCCUUGCUGAUGUUUCCUCUCUCCUCAUCUCCCCAAAGUCGCUGUAGCUACAGCUGGUGCCUGGGGCCAGCACUGCAGUGGGAGCAGGGAACAGUCAGCACUCAUCAGGUGCCAAUCUCUCAGACAUGAAUCAUGGACAAGUGAUUUAAAAUGGGAUUUUGCAUUUUCUCAGCCUUCUUUCUGAGAACAUGCCCUCCCUGCCACAGCCAGCAGGGUGAAGAACCUGCCUGUGUGAAGGAUGAGAUGCAGAGCAGCCAGGGCCUGGCAUUAUGGAUUCAGACAAGUCUUUGAUACUUAGACUUGUCUCUAAAAUUCCCUCACCUCCAAAGAAAUAGUUUGGUUUACAGGACACUAAGGAGGUGUCCCUUACCUGCCACUGGCUACUGAGGCCAGUGUUCUUCAGCUGUGCUCUGCUGCAGCCUCCUGCAGCUCCUCACACACAGAACAUCUCCUCUCACACCUGUUUGACUCCUUUGCUUCAGAGCUGGAGCUUUAAAGGAGAGCAGAGUUCAUUUUGACCUUAUUUUGUGUGUACUGACAAUAGCCAAACGUGGACAAACCAACCCUGUGCUCCUCAAACCUCUACAAAAUAAAAGCCAUUUCCAG
Molecule: messenger RNA, 2078 nt
Organism: Hirundo rustica (Barn swallow)
Lineage: Eukaryota; Metazoa; Chordata; Aves; Passeriformes; Hirundinidae
Gene: SPACA9
Product: sperm acrosome associated 9
Exons: 3
Coding region: 129-485 (118 amino acids)
Cellular component (GO): ciliary base; sperm flagellum; acrosomal vesicle
Source: RefSeq, a predicted model, not a curated record